Messenger RNA from Drosophila eugracilis, 6034 nucleotides. RefSeq names its product UHRF1-binding protein 1. Bases 424 to 4959 code for a protein of 1511 amino acids. The transcript is spliced from 18 exons. NCBI's taxonomy places the organism in Eukaryota, Metazoa, Arthropoda, Insecta, Diptera, Drosophilidae. The record is from RefSeq and is a predicted model, not a curated record.
AAUCAAGUCAGCAGAAGCAAAAGCAGAAAGUCUGCGUCUCUUACGCGAAAAUCAAGAUAAGAUUCGGAAUCGAAGGGUUCCCAAAAUAUGACUAAUCCGGUAACCCGCUCUGUUUAAUCGGAAGUCUUCCCACCCGCGCAAUGACCGUGAAUAUGUGAGCGUCGCGAAUCGAAGAAAAUCAAAGUCAGUUCGACAGCACCCAAUUUCCAAUCAGAUUCGAUUCAAGAGCAAAGGAGUGAAAAAUUAAAAGUGAAUUUCUGAGUUUACAAAUCCUAGUGCCAUUUGCAUACAACAAAAAAUCUCAAUGAUUUUUGAAGGAGUUAUGCUGCGCGGAAUAAGCUGAGCUAUUCAACCCGGUUGCCCAGUUGCUUGUUUGUUUUCCUUUUUUUUUUGUUUAUUGUUGCUCUCUGGUGACGUCGCAAGAUGGUCUCGCUGAUAAAGAACCAACUUCUCAAACAUUUGUCCAUAUAUACGAAGAACCUCUCCUCGGACAAAAUUAAUCUAAGCACCUUCCGCGGUGAGGGCGAACUCUCGAAUCUGGAAUUGGACGAGCGGGUGCUCACCGAGUUGCUGGAGCUUCCCAGCUGGCUGCGCCUCACCUCCGCUUGGUGCAAUCAUGUCUCUUUCCGGAUUAGCUGGACCAAGCUCAAAAGCGUCCCCAUAACGCUGACUCUAGAUGAAGUUCGCAUCACCAUCGAAACCUGCAAUCCAACGUCACGCGAUGCCGGCGGAGGAUCUGGACCGGGAGGAGCAGGAUCUCCCACCGCAGCCGCCGCUGCUUUGCCACAAGUGCCACAGGGUAAAUACAGCUUUAUUCACAAGGUGGUCGAUGGCAUCACAAUUGUGGUCAACACGGUAAACGUGAAUUUCGUGAGCGCCGCCUUUACUGCCUCCGUUCAGAUGUCCCGGAUUCGUGUCGAAUCCAAGACACCAAAAUGGGCCAAUGCCGAUCUUCGGCUGACACGACUCAAGGACGCUCAGAAGGGCAUUAUAUUGAUAUUUAAGGAGCUAUCCUGGCAGACGGUGCGCAUCGAAGCCAGUUCCACGCAGGAUAAGUCGCUAACCCCGCUGCGCCUGCUGACCAAUCACGCCAGAUGCCGCAUCACGAUUCGGAAGCGGCUCUCCGACUGUUCGCUGCUAGCUUCCCGCCUGGUCCUAAUCCUAGACGAUCUACUGUGGGUACUUACGGACUCGCAGCUAAAGGCGGCUCUGCAUUUUGUAGACUCUCUAUCCGGAUUGAUUAAGGCGGCCACACAUGCCACCCAGAAGUCGAAGGCCGCUCGCAAAAUGCAGACACUGCCCGAGUACAAGGCCCAGGUGGAGCAGCAGCAGAAUCGUCUUUCCGAAUCUGCUCACACGACGAAUGCGCAACGCAUGUUCAACGCCUUUGAUGUGCGGGAGACCUCGUAUCAUUUCUUUAGCCAGCGCAUCGAUCUCCAUUUAUGUGAUGACGAGGGAGAUGGACGCUCGAGUUACCCGGAUCUAGACAAGGGUGGUGCUUUGCAGGUCUCAGUUACCGCUUUUCAGGUAGACUACUAUCCUUAUCAUCUGGCCAAGUCGGAUCGUUCGCAUUGGGCCAAAUAUAAGGAGGCUUCGGUGGCACCAGCUCUGUGGCUCAAGGAAUCCCUCAAUGCUUUUCGUGAAGCAGUUCUUAAUUUGAGUCAGCCUAAUCGACCGGCUACACAUGCUCCUUUGGAAAGAAGUACUCCUGCAUCACCGAUUAUGCUCAGUGCUAGCAUGUUGGGUUCACAUCAUGGAGCUGGCAGCUUUUCCAAUGGCAGCAGCACGCCGACAGCGGCAGGAUUGGCUGGAGGAUCGGGAGGAUCUGUUGGCUCUGGUACUGCCUCCGCCAACAGUCAACUUUCUCAGGCAGCCCAGCAAAGAAGUACGCUGGAGAACUUGGCCAAGCUGAUGAGCUCUUGUGUGAUCCUACGAAUUGAGGACUUUACUUUGUAUCGUGUCACCACAUCGGGAAAGAAGGCGAUGCCAAAAGAAUUUGUCUCGGCGCAACAUAAAAGGAAGAGCAAAUCCUCAGGUGACAAAGAUCGGUAUUCCUUUCCUGCCGAGAUGCCUAUUAUCCAUGCGGAAUAUACUUACUUCUACUAUCCAGGAGACUUUGUCUUUCCAUUGCCUCCUUCAAAGGUCUUUGUGCAUGUGAAUCCCAUUCAGGUACAUUUCGAUCUAAGCUCAAUACUAUGGCUCAACUCCUUUGGCCUAAAUCUGCACGAGAGUCUGCUACGCACCAGCGUGGGAUCUCAAACUUCCUUGCAUCCGAAACAGCAGCUGCCACGCGGCUCGGUUGCCUCCAAUGGCUCCAAUGGCACACAGAUGGCCGCCGUCAAUGUUGAUCAGGAGCCAAAUCUGAUGUACAUGGAUGUCAAGGUGGAAGCGAUUAUGCCGCGUGUCGUGAUGGAGGCGGCGUUAGAUGCUCCUAGCCAAAAAGAUCGACCGAAAACCAUGCAAAUUCAGGUAUCCCGGUUUGCGUUGACCAACAUCCGGGAGAUGGGCAGUUCAAGGGCUGACCUUGCCCAAGCACUGCACUCCCUGCAGGAGGGAUCCCUGGUUUUCGGAUCCGGGUUUCCAUCCAAAGAGGGUGACAUGUGCAUCGUGACGGAUCGGAUUCUAUCGCAUGUGGCUGCCUCGGAUGUUAGCAUGAUGUCACCCGUAUCGCCGACGGGUCAGCAACUGCCCCGAUCCGCAUCCACGCAGUACCUAUCCCGUUAUGUCAUGUGGCUGGAGCCGCGGGAUGUGUGGUGCAUUAAGCUGGACCCGGUUUGGGUGGAUUUCCUGGGUGCCCGUUCGUUGGGCCCCAACAAAUCCAUUCCGUUUGUCGACGCGGUCCCCAUCACAUUGUGGCUGCACUCCGGCUCCGCACAGGCACAACUGGAUGUGGGAAAGAGUGGGACGGCGGUUAGCAUGGAGAGCAUGGGUCUAGCCCCUCUGCCCACGCUACCGCCACUCCAGCAGUGCAAUCCUUUUCUGAGUGAUGAGGAUGUGCGUCUCGGCGGCGUUGCCUCAGGAGCCUCGCCACCUGCUCCUGCACCGGAUCGCACAGCGGAUGUGCAUGCUAUUGCGCACAUUUCAAAUUUGGUCAGCCUGCAGAUCGAUCACUAUCAGCUGCUCUUCCUACUGCGACUCGCCGAAGAAUUGAAUGAGAUGUCAACCUUCCUGAACCUGGAUGCAGAACGCAUAUUGCAAAAGCAAAACGAACAAAAAUCUAUCAUAUUUGGGUGCGUUGUGCCGCAGAUCGAGGUGACGCUCGUGAUGCCAUCGCCAACACCUGGUAAGGAAUCAAGUGGUGGUGAUGCUGAAAGUGUCGUACCCGAUUCAGCUAGUUUGGGUGAUGAUUUACACAUGAAUAGCGGUAACAUCACCUGGCCCACACCACCGCCAUUGGACCAGCUGAAGAGUAAUACUUUCGGCAGCGUAGAGACACCAUCCCCGGUGACUAAUGACCCACCUUUUGACAGUGGCAUUCACAUAUCUAAUCCUAAUACGCAUGGCUACAAUGUUCAAAUACAAAGCACACCAACGAUGGCUUCUUCCACGCCCAGCCAGGGAUCUCGCCCGGAUACGGGUAUUUCCACUCAAUCGCAGUCCCAAACUCAAUCGAUCUCGUCCGCCUCGAAGAGUGGCAGGGGUGCAGCUACUCGAUCUGGGGGAGCUGAUACCGUGCCCAGUCUCACCAAGGAGAUCAAUUCGGGACUGCUGUCUAUGAAGAAGGGUUUCUCGAGCUUCAUGACAUCCAUUGACUCGGCCAUUAAGUCGGGAACACCCAAUGACGAUGCCAGUGAUACUUUCUCCAUACAGAGCGAUAUAAGCUCCGAUUCGGAGAACUUUGCUAUUGUGAUGGGUGAUGAUAAGACCAUGGAUUGCAUGGAUGUCAUGUUCCGGUUAAAUCCCUUUACCAAUGACAACAACAUGAAAGCCUCGCCGGUGGAGGUAGCCAGUGAAGUGUAUGAGGAGCAGCCGAGCAGCUACAAAACAAACAUGUCAUCGCCAUCGGAGCCUUCGGAGGGUAGCACCUGGCGGCGACGUGAUCUGGUGUCCAUGGCCACCUUUAGAUUAACUACUGUAGAGCUUAUUCGUCAGCAGGAGGGUCCCAAGUCCUCUGUUCGUCUUCAGGUGGCUGCCGUUUCCUGUGACGAGUGUGGAGCCAUUCCCUGGGACGAGUUGCAGAUCGCGCAUCAAGCAAACAAGACGAAGUUCGGAGCGCGCUGCAAAGCCUGGAAUCUGGCGCCUUAUAACCCAGAAGCUCCACCUUGCAUCCGCCUACGCUUGGAGGAAACUUUAAAUAUGCCAAAGGAUAUUGAUGGUAUCAUUGAUCGCAAACGCAUUCAGAGCUGGAUCACUCACCACGCGGAAAUUCGUGUGAAAGACAUCAAUAUGGAUCUGUCGAUGAGCACAGUAAUUGGGUUGGGUGAUCUUGCCGAGGAUGAGGUCAUCUCCCCGCCCAUGCCAGUGACCGUAAAUCUGGAAAAUGUACGCAUCAAUUUGCUUGAGGACCGUCCACCCGUAAAUAUUACCUCACCGGGCCCAGUGCCCAUAAAUCUGUGCAUUGGUCGCAUGCGUCUGGAGCGUGACCAGAGCGGAUUGCUCAACAUCCAGCCUUUAGAUACGAACAUGAGUGCAGCGCAGCAUCAGGCGUUAGGCAGUGCCUUAUUUGGAGCACCUCGUGAACGCGAUCGUGAGCUGCUUUCUAUGCAGCUGGUGAUGCAGCAGAUGAAGCUGGACAAUGAUCAGCUGCGUAGGCAACUUGUCGACUCUAAAGUAAAUACGGAUAACUAUAGGCAAAAGACCAAACAAGAGGCUGAUGUGCUGCGAUCUUAUUUGAAGGCCGCCCAGGAUGACAUCAGUAUACUGCUUGAAGAGAAGAAAGCUUUGCUGGAUACCAUCCGUUCUUUGCAGAUACAACUGACCUCAUCGAAUAUGAGCCGAAAGAGUGAUGGCAACAGGUAGCAUAACUGCAUGGACUGCAUACAAUGCUGCGGCGAGAACAACAAUGCCUAGCCCUAAGCUCCAGCUAGUAUGCCGUAUUACUACCCAUGACGUCCUCAACAUCAUCGCCAUUCGAUUUUGAGUUUAGCAGAAGACUGAGCCGUUCUUUAAAAAGCGGACACUUUUCACGUUGCCGUUCGUCAUUUUUACUUAUAUAAGAACACAGAAGUCUAUAAACUAUAACUAUACAUUGUUUUUAUCGGUUUUAAGCUGCCACAAGCUUUUGCUAUCGUUCCAAAGAAUGCUUUAUAUUUUUGUUUUAUUUUCUAAAUUUUUGAAAGAUUUUAUGUUGAUCUAUUGCGUAGCCUUUUUAGAAACAGACUUUUAACUAACCAUUGUUAAUUAUUUUACAAAAAGAUAAUCAAAGCGAAAGCUCGAACUAUGUACAGUCGUGUCAUUGAUAUUGCGCCUACUCAACAUAUAUUGUAUAUUAUAACUAAUUCCAUAAAAAUUGGAUAAGACAUAUUGUUGUGAUUCAUGAUCAUAUCAAAAAACAAAACUGAAUUCUAGUAACUAUCUGCAUUGUUGUUGUAAUCGUGUACUAGCAAAAUAUUUGGCCAAAUUUAUUAUAUCGAACUUUAUAGUAUUCUCUCAGAUGGGAUUGACUCAUCUGAGAGCUAUUGAAAUUUGUAUUCACGUUCCCAUUGCAUUCCAAUCGACUCGAUCAUCGUUUGCUAAACAACUACUAAUCAAAACUAAAUACACAAUGCAAUACAAUAAUCAAAAAGUGUUAUAGACAUCCUAUACCUAUACGCCUACUAAUAAACAAACUUAAAUCAAAUGUACCAUGUUAAAUAAAUCAAAAACAAAAAAUCUCAAGUCAGUAACGUAUACAAAUUUUAAAUUAAAAGUUUUCAUAUUUCAAAUUGUAAAUGAACAAAUGUUUGUAUUUGUAUUAUAAAGUUUAAUAUUAAACUAAAACGAUUAUUGAUUGUUAUACAUUAUACGAAAGUUUUCAUCUGUAGCUAGGCGAAAUAAAGCAUAAAAAAUUGAAGUCAUAUUAAAAAUAUUACAAAUAUAUUCAAAUGUAAAUGUU